AUGUCUGCCAACAACAGUCAUCCCGACCCGCGUAGCACCAUAGGUCUAGCUGGGUAUCCGAGUACCGGAGCGUUCUCACACCUCCCCAUCCGCACGACAAUCACGGGCGACGCCAUAGUCCCGCAUCCUAACGCGAACAAGAUCUUUCUGCGCAACCUGCCAGGUCACUGCUAUACGCUCCCUAAAGUGUCGCUGAACUUUACCCUCGUCGAGAUCGUCGUGCUUUUGCCCAACUGGUUCAAAAACAAGGCCAUCGCCAUGCGCUUCAUAAGUAACCAUCUCACCGCUAACGUCCACUUCGCGAUCUUCGAAGAGCAUCGCGAGUGCAACUUCAAGGACGACCAUGAACGUGAGAAGGCAAAGAAGACGAUCACGGACGAGUAUCGCAAGACGAUGCGCAGUUAUCCACGGAAUAUGGGCUGGACAAAGGCAAAGCAUACGGCACCGCUUGGAUGGAACCCUACACUCAUCGCCAUGGACGGCUUUGUACCUGAAGAUGCUCACAUUGAAGAGUAUCGUCGACCACCAUCCAUUCCUCUGCGUGAUCUUAUGAUCGGUGUUAAGAAGCUUCCAGAAGACACCAAAGCUGGCGACCUGACACGCUGUGUGCAGUUCGCGCUAGGGCGCACUGAAGAUUUCAUGUUCCCAGAUGAUCUGUCUCAGAUCCUGGAGCACAUCGGUCGCACCCAGAUCACCUUGGCGCAUACCGAUCGUCCGAUCGUUCGUGCUUAUGUUGACCACAUGCGGAAGGAAUCCGACGCCAAGCGUUCACCACCCGAUCGCAGCGUUGGGCCAAGUGUAGAAGAGCGAAUAGCCUGUGAAGAGGCUCGUUGGGAGGCUCGAGAGGCGGCGGAACAGAUGCAGGUGCAGCGGACUGCUGCCAAGGCCGUACAGCAACAUCUGCAGCCGCCACCACAGAUCAUGACGACCACACCUGAUGGACAUGCCAAGUAUCAGCCACAGUCUGCUGCAAUCGACCGAUCUAGCGGGGAGAUGGAAGCUCUGCUAUACCAAUAUGUCCAUGAGGGCUUCCAGGUACCGACAACUCCAGCAAGCCCGCCCACCCCGUAUCAUCCGCGUUGUCUACUUCGUGAGUGUGUUGAAGGCCACGUUGCCUUCGAUGGUAGUCCGCUCGCACGGGCUGCCCGGUUCGCCCAGCAGCCUGAUCAGAUUAGCACGGAGUGGUAUGUGGAGAAUGUGGCUUUGCUCGUUCAGUUGCUCGAUGCAGCUCCUCACAUUGAAGUAGGCAUCUGA
Messenger RNA from Didymella exigua CBS 183.55, 1254 nucleotides. RefSeq lists its product as uncharacterized. The coding region runs from base 1 to 1254 and encodes 417 amino acids. The transcript has a single exon. The record is from RefSeq and is a predicted model, not a curated record. NCBI's taxonomy places the organism in Eukaryota, Fungi, Ascomycota, Dothideomycetes, Pleosporales, Didymellaceae.